Molecule: messenger RNA, 1138 nt
Organism: Anoplophora glabripennis (Asian longhorned beetle)
Lineage: Eukaryota; Metazoa; Arthropoda; Insecta; Coleoptera; Cerambycidae
Gene: eIF6
Product: eukaryotic translation initiation factor 6
Exons: 5
Coding region: 118-855 (245 amino acids)
Biological process (GO): cytosolic ribosome assembly; ribosomal subunit export from nucleus; maturation of 5.8S rRNA
Cellular component (GO): cytosol; nucleolus; preribosome, large subunit precursor
Molecular function (GO): ribosomal large subunit binding
Source: RefSeq, a predicted model, not a curated record
GAAACUGGAGCCUGAAGUGAGGUUAGUUAGUAAACGUGUUUUCGUAAGUUUGAUAUUAAAUUUUUGUACCUAUACUACUUAUAGUAUUGUAUUUACUGAUAAAUUACGAUACACAAAAUGGCAUUACGUAUACAGUUUGAAAAUAACAAUGAAAUCGGCGUAUUUGCCAAAUUAACUAAUGCAUAUUGUUUAGUAGGGAUUGGUGGCUCAGAGAACUUCUACAGCACUUUUGAGGGCGAGUUAGGUGAAACUAUACCCGUGGUACACAGUUCACUAGCAGGAUGCCGCAUCAUAGGCAGAAUGUGUGUUGGAAAUAAAAAUGGACUUCUUGUGCCUAAUUCGACUUUUGACACAGAACUACAACAUAUAAGGAAUGCCCUUCCAGAUUCCGUGAAAGUGCAGAGAGUUGAAGAAAGACUGUCGGCACUGGGAAACGUAAUUGCCUGCAACGAUUAUGUUGCAUUGGUACAUCCCGACUUGGAUAGAGAAACGGAGGAAAUAAUAGCGGACACAUUAAAAGUAGAAGUUUUUAGGCAAACGAUAGCCAGUAACGUGCUAGUAGGAUCAUACUGUGUUCUUAGCAACCAGGGCGGUUUAGUUCAUCCAAAUACCAGUAUUGUUGAUCAAGAAGAAUUAUCGUCCUUGCUUCAAGUACCACUUGUGGCAGGCACUGUAAAUAGAGGAAGUGAGGUAGUGGGUGCAGGGUUAGUUGUAAACGAUUGGUGUGCAUUCGCCGGGAUGGACACGACUUCAACAGAACUCACCGUUAUAGAAUCCGUGUUUAGAUUGAAUGAAGCCGCACCAUCUAACAUUACCUCUGACAUGCGAGCAAGUCUUAUUGAAAGCAUGUCGUGAAAUGGUAAAAUAUCGCGCAAGGUUAAGGAUCAGUUACUAAAUGUAUAAAAGUAAAUAUUGAAUUUGCAAGUUAAUAUUAACUUAAAGUCUAAAUAUAGAUUUAUAAUUGCACAUUUAGGCCAAUUAAUAUAUUACUGUAGUUAUGUUCUUUAUCUAUGACUUUUGUACAAAAAAUUACAUCCUAUUGUAUUAAAAAUAGGACGCUAAGAAUUCCGAAUUCAACUAACAAACUUAAAUGUUACUAAGAACAUAUUUUUUGAUAAAUAAAGUACUUGUGAGUAAA